AUGAAUUCUCUUUUUUUUAAUAUUUAUUCUAUUUAUCCUGAAAGAGGAAAUGAUGAAAUGUAUGGAACAACUAAAGAUGGUAAAUGGCCAAAAUGUUCACCUGCUUCAUUACGUGAUCAAGCAACUAUUUUAAUAAGACGAACUAUUCCAUGGAGACAACGUUCUUCACUUCCUGUUCCACAACAUAUACAAUUUAUUAUAGAUGAUUUUCCACCUGGACUUAAACCUCUUUUGCAUUUUCAUUUUAUUAAAUAA
This is a messenger RNA of Rotaria sp. Silwood2, 255 nucleotides long. NCBI's taxonomy places the organism in Eukaryota, Metazoa, Rotifera, Eurotatoria, Philodinida, Philodinidae. The record is from the annotation of a GenBank genome assembly.